This is a messenger RNA of Rhodamnia argentea, 528 nucleotides long. RefSeq names its product zinc finger protein CONSTANS-LIKE 4-like. The record is from RefSeq and is a predicted model, not a curated record. Gene Ontology annotation, biological process: regulation of photoperiodism, flowering; regulation of flower development. Bases 1 to 528 code for a protein of 175 amino acids. The transcript has a single exon. NCBI's taxonomy places the organism in Eukaryota, Viridiplantae, Streptophyta, Magnoliopsida, Myrtales, Myrtaceae. Gene Ontology annotation, cellular component: nucleus.
AUGGGUUGGUAUUGUUCGAUGAUGGGUUUCACGAGAAGUUGGAGCAUGCCGACCAACUUGGGCAACUCCUGCAAGUCCACCGUGGCUGGCGUGUUCUACCGCGUUGACGCGGCAUUCCUCUGCCUCGGCUGCGACUCCAGGAUCCCUGGGUCUAGUAAGCUGUCCGAGCGCCACGAGCGCUUCUGGAUGUGCGAGGUCUGUGAGCAAGCCCUGGCUGCUGUCACCUGCAAGGCCAACCAGGCCGCGCUGUGCGUCACCUACGAAGCCAACAUCCCCCCCAAAACCAAUCCCCUCGCCCAUUGCCACGAGCGCAUGCCGAUGGAGCCGUUCCUCAAUGCCGCCGGGUCCAUCUCCAAGGUCGCCUCCGCCUUCAACUUCCUCGCUGUGCCCAGUAAGAUCGGCCGCUCCGCCACGUGCGGUGGAGGCUUCAGUGGCGCAUGCGAGAAUGAGGAGUUGGAAGCGACUUCGUGGAUAUUCUUGAACACUAUCGGUAUGAGUAGUAAUAAGAUUGCACGAGAAUGGAUGUGA